Molecule: messenger RNA, 1416 nt
Organism: Cinclus cinclus
Lineage: Eukaryota; Metazoa; Chordata; Aves; Passeriformes; Cinclidae
Gene: ANGPTL4
Product: angiopoietin like 4
Exons: 7
Coding region: 1-1416 (471 amino acids)
Biological process (GO): triglyceride homeostasis
Molecular function (GO): enzyme inhibitor activity
Source: RefSeq, a predicted model, not a curated record
AUGCAGCUGGGGCGUGCGGCGCUGCUGCUGUGCGCGGCGGGGCUGGCAGCGGCCCCCGCACUGGGAGCUGGGGCGGAGCGGCGGGCGGCGGCGGGAGCCGGGCGGGAGCGGCGGGCGCAGUUCGCCUCCUGGGACGAGGUGAACGUGCUGGCCCACGGGCUGCUGCAGCUGGGGCACGGCCUGAAGGAGCACGUGGAGCGCACCAAGGGACAGCUGCGGGAGCUGGGCGGGCGGCUAAGCGCCCACAACAGCUCCCUGGGGCGGCUGCUGCGGCAGGCGCGGGAGGCGCAGGAGCGCGGCGACCGGCUGCGGGGCAGCGUGCGGGAGCUGGAGGGCCGCGGCCGGCAGCUGCUCAACCUCUCCGAGGCGCUGCGGCAGCGGCUGGAGGAGGUGGCUGCUGACAAGGACGCGAUCCGGGGCCGGCUGGAGCGGCUGGAGGGCCGGGUCCAUCUGGCGCUGCAGGCGCGGCCGGCUGGGAACCAGAGCGCUCGGGACCUGGGGGCGCUGCAGUCCCUGAUGGAUGCUCAGAACGUGCGGAUUGAGGAGCUUCUGCAGAAAAUCAAACAGCAGCAGUACAAGCUGGACAAGCAGAACCUGCAGAUUAAAAGCCUGCAGAGCAAGGUCAAUUUACUAAUUCCCCUACACCACAACAAAACACAGUCUCCAAAGUGGAAGAUAAACCUGAAGAAGAGCCUCAGCCUCACCAACCAGAGUCAGAAUGGCAGUGGGGAGCCUGUGCAGACAGAGAGGCUCCCAGAGGGUUGCCACCAGCUCUUCCUGGCUGGGCAGCAAAGCAGUGGCGUUUUCCAGGUGCAGCCCGCAGGAUCUCAGCCCUUCAAAGUAUACUGCGACAUGACUACAGAGGGUGGCUGGACAGUGAUCCAGAGGCGCAUGGAUGGCUCUGUGGACUUUGACCAGCUGUGGGAUGCCUACAAGAAUGGCUUUGGAGACCUUCGUGGUGACUUCUGGCUGGGCCUGGAGAAGAUACAUCACCUUGUCCAAGAGGGAAAAUACAAUCUUCUGAUUGAGCUGGAAGACUGGGAGGGGAAUUCCCAGGUGGUUCAGUUUGUCUUCAGUCUUGGUGGUGAGAGCACAGCCUACACACUCAACCUGGUGGGACCUCUGUCUGGAGAGCUGGAAAAUGCCAUUGGGGAAUUCAGGCAGCUGCCCUUCUCCACUCGGGAUCGUGACCAUGACCUUAAAGCUGACACAAACUGUGCCAAACACCUCUCAGGUGGCUGGUGGUUCAGCACCUGUGGCCAUGCCAACCUCAAUGGAAAGUACUUCCGCUCCAUCCCCCGGCAGAGGCAUGAGCGCAAGCAGGGCAUCUUCUGGAAGACAUGGAAGGGCAGGUACUACCCCCUGAAGUCAACCAUCAUGAAAAUCCAACCUGCAGCACUGGAAGCAGAGCCCUAA